Meloidogyne enterolobii is the source of this 1423-nucleotide messenger RNA. NCBI's taxonomy places the organism in Eukaryota, Metazoa, Nematoda, Chromadorea, Rhabditida, Meloidogynidae. The record is from the annotation of a GenBank genome assembly.
UUUCCCUCUUCCCUUAGGGCUUUGCCGCCAACAAAAAUUAAAAAAUAAAUAAAUGCCUUCCACAAAAGUUGGAGGCAAAACAAAUAAUAGAAAUAAUCAAAAUUAUGGUUCGUCUUCUUCUGAUGAAGCUGAACACAUCGGGGGGACUUGUAGUGGUGGAUGGCCUUCUGCAGUUAGUGUUUUGGAAACUCCUGACAGACGAAGAGUUAGAAGUUCUCUUCGAUCAAACAACAAAAAUUCUUCCCGAACACAUUCAAUACCUGAAGUUUCAUUUCCUUCCUCUAUUUCUACUCAUUUAUCUUUUGCUUCAACUUCUUCAGUUAUAGCUAAUGACAAUUCUCCGCCAACUUGUCGAUUGUCAACAAAUUCUUUUUGUUCUCCACCCCUUCGAACUCCUCGACAAUCAUUAACAGCAUCAAUUCAUUUAUCUGGAUCUCCUUUACGUUCAUUCUUCAUUAAAGAAAAAAGACAACAAUCCCCAAGUUGUUCUUCCUCUAUUUCUUCGACAACUUCUUGUAGUAACAGCAGAGAUCAAGUUUUGCGGCCUUUAAAUUUACAAAAUUAUAUUGGUGUUCGAUUUAGUGGAGAUAGACUACCAGAACAAACUCAAACCCAACAAAAAUCUUCAAAUUUACAUCAAGAAAAGGAUAUAAAAAAUGUAGAUAAAAAUAAAACAACUAAAGACGACAAACAACCAUCAAGACGUGUUUCUAAAGAUUCGGGGUUUUCAGACACUCAAUUAAGUGAUGACCAAAAUUCUCGUUUAUCAUUACUUUCCAAAUCUUCACUUAUUGAAACACCAAGUAAAGGGCUUGCUUCUGUACAGCCUUUAUAUCAUUCGACUCCAAUUCUUAAUGAACGUUCUUCGUCUUCUCUUUUGUUAUUUGAUACAGAAAAUUCUAAUUAUAAUCCUUCAACAUCUUCGGGUUUCCAUUCGCCUUUACAAGAACAAAAUUAUGGACCUCUCGAAACUAGUAUUGUUGAUGAUAUUUUAAAUGAUUUGGAUAAAAUGCAGCCUGAAAAGCUACGAACACCAGAAAAGAACAGAAACCCGACUCGUUCUUUAAAAUUCGAACGUAAAUUAUUAUCACUUAAAUGGAGAAGAGAAAGUCCUAGGAAGAAAACAAAUAAUUCUUUGUUGGAAUGGCAAAAAAUUAAAAGAAUUAAUAUUUCAAGUUUAUUUAUUGAAGGAAUAAAUAAUGAAUUGAAUGUUGGGAAUUUGAAGAAGGAAAUAUCUGCUUUGUUUUCUCAAACUGACUGUCAACUAAUGUUUGGAAAAUCUACAGACCAAUUAGAAAUAACUGAAAAAGCAAAGAAUUUAUUGAACAUAAAUCCUCCAACAAAAAAGUUGAGGAAGAAAUUAACAACAAAAUCUGCUGGAUUAAUUCCUCAGUUAAAAGAAGAAAAAAGAAUUAAACUUUAA